Molecule: messenger RNA, 1188 nt
Organism: Pyrus x bretschneideri (Chinese white pear)
Lineage: Eukaryota; Viridiplantae; Streptophyta; Magnoliopsida; Rosales; Rosaceae
Product: F-box/kelch-repeat protein At3g06240-like
Exons: 1
Coding region: 10-1188 (392 amino acids)
Molecular function (GO): protein binding
Source: RefSeq, a predicted model, not a curated record
AUUGCUGAAAUGUUCCAGAUGUGUGAAAGUGAAACUCUUGAAGAUAGAGUGGUCGAAAUCCUGUCCAGAUUGCCUCCCGAGUCUUUAAUGCGAUUCAAAUGCAUACGCAAGUCUUGGUGCAAUCUCAUCAAUAGUCCAAGUUUUGUGGCCAAACACCUCAAUAAUUCAAUGGACAACAAACUCUCAUCCACCACUUGUAUCCUUGCCAACCGUUCUUGGGCUCACAUUUUCCCGGACAAGAGCUGGAAAGAAGAAGUUUUCUGGUCCAUGAUUAAUCUUUCCAUUGAUAGUGAUGAGCACAACCUUAAUUAUAAUGUUGAGGACCUAAAUAUACCGUUUCCAUUGGAAGAUCAUGAUUUUGUACUUAUUUUCGGUUAUUGCAAUGGCAUUGCCUGUGUGGAAGUAGGGAAUAAUAUUCUUUUAUGCAAUCCUGCAUCGAGGGAAUUCAGUAAACUUUCUGAUUCAUGCCUUCUUUUACCGCCUCCCAAGGGAAAAUUCGAAUUGGAAACGACCUUUCAAACAUUGGGAUUUGGCUACGAUUGCAAUGCUAACGAAUACAAGGUUGUGCGAAUUAUAGAAAAUUGUGAGUAUUCAGAUGAUGAGCAAACAUUUUAUCAUUGUAUUGCUCUUCCUCACACAGCUGAGGUAUACACCACGGCUGCUAACUGUUGGAGAGAGAUCAAGAUUCAUAUAUCAAGUAAUACCUAUUCUUGUUCUUCUUCAUUGUACUUGAAGGGAUUUUGUUAUUGGUAUGCAAAGGAUAGCGAGGAGUGCAUACUUUCAUUUGACUUAGGUGAUGAGACAUUUCAUAUAAUACACUUUCCUUCUAGGAGAGAAUCCGGUUUUACGUUUGAUUAUAUUUUUCUCCGAAAUGAAUCCCUUGCUUCUUUUUGCUCUCCUUACCAUCCAAGUGAGAAUUCUCAAUCAUGUGAAAUAUGGGUAAUGGAUGACUAUGACAAAGUUAAGAGUUCAUGGACAAAACUCCUAACUGUUGGGUCCUUACCCAUUAGGAAGCCAUUGAUGUUUUGGAAAAGUGACGAGCUUCUAAUGAUUGAUUCAGAUGGAAGAGUCGCCUCUUAUAAUUCAAGUACCGGAAAUCUCAAGUAUCUUCAUAUUCCUCCUACUGUCACUAGGGCUGUAGAUUUCGAAGCUCUUAUUUAUGUGAAAAGUAUUGUUCCACUCAAGUGA